AUGCCGCCCUCCCGGACGAAGACGGUCAAGAACAAGCAUGCGGGCGCAAAGUCCGGCAUCAGCGGGAGCAAGUCGUCAAAGUCCUCGGGACCGCCCGACGGCAUCGUCAGGCAGCGCUCGUCGAGCAGCAAAGGCAAAGCUCCCACAACCACGGCCAAGCAGGUCAAGGGCCGCAGCGCCACGUCACUGCUGAACAAGAAGAGGAAGAAGGUCUACACGGAAAAGGAGCUGGGCCUGCCGCAGCUCAACAUGAUUACGCCGAUUGGCGUCACCAAGCCCAAGGGCAAAAAGAAAGGCAAGGUUUUCGUGGAUGAUCGGGAGAGCAUGUCCACGAUCCUAGCGCUCGUGCAGGCGGACAAGGAGGGUCAGAUCGAGAGCAAAAUGAUCAAGGCGCGGCAGAUGGAGGACAUCCGCGAGGCGCGGCGUCUCGAGGCCGAGAAGAAGGAGGAGGAGCGCAAGGGAAAGCUCGACGAGACCAAGGAGUCCCUGCGGAGGAAGCGCAAGCGGCCGUCCGCAACAGGCGAUGCCGUCGACGAGUUCGCCGUCAAGGAUGUCGCGUCCGCGGGCUCCCGCGCCAGCAAGGCCAAGAAGAAGAAGGUCGCUUUCGCUUGA
Messenger RNA from Microdochium trichocladiopsis, 612 nucleotides. Its product is annotated as 60S ribosomal subunit assembly/export protein LOC1. Gene Ontology annotation, biological process: intracellular mRNA localization; ribosomal large subunit biogenesis. Gene Ontology annotation, cellular component: nucleolus; preribosome, large subunit precursor. The transcript has 2 exons. NCBI's taxonomy places the organism in Eukaryota, Fungi, Ascomycota, Sordariomycetes, Xylariales, Microdochiaceae. The record is from RefSeq and is a predicted model, not a curated record. Bases 1 to 612 code for a protein of 203 amino acids. Gene Ontology annotation, molecular function: mRNA binding.